UGGUCGGAGCGCCUUCGUCGUCCAAACCUGGAAAAUCGAAUUAGGGCGGGUUGGAUUUGGGUUUGGGGACAAUUAUGAGUGAAGAUUCCAAACGUCCUCUAGAUAUAGUCGAAUCUCCACCCCAAAGACCUUCAAAGCUGGCUAAGAUCAGCGACGACGACGACAACGAAGAAGAAGGAGGAGAAGAGUUUGGCCUUGAUCCCCAAUCCAUGACCCAAAACCCUAGAAACAAUAUUCAGCGGUAUCUGAUCGCAAUUGAGUAUAUUGGGACUCGCUUCUCUGGCUCUCAGCAGCAACCCAAAUUUCGAACUGUGGUUGGCGUUCUUCAGGAGGCGUUUCGUAAAUUUGUUGGUAAACCUGUUUCAAUUUUCUGCUCAAGUCGAACUGAUGCAGGAGUGCAUGCCUUAUCAAAUGUUUGUCAUGUUGAUGUUGAGCGGAUAAGCAAGAGGAGGCCUGGUGAAGUGUUGCCGCCCCAUGAACCUGAUGUGGUAAAAAAAGCUGUGAACCAUUUUUUACAGAAAAAUGAAGGUGACAUAAUGGUGAUUGACGUUCGCAGUGUUCCACCUGAUUAUCAUGCUAGACAUAAGGCUCAAGAGCGAAUGUACUUCUAUCGUUUGCUAUCUGGGCCAGAGCCUUUAUCAACUCUUGAGAAAGGCCGUGCUUGGCAUGUACCUGAGGAGCUUAAUCUUUGUGCGAUGCAGGAAGCUUGCAAAGUUCUUGUUGGUCAUCAUGAUUUUAGCACAUUUCGGGGAUCUGGUUGUCAGGCAAAAUCACCAGUGAGAACAUUAGAUGAGCUUAAUGUUUCCGAAAUGGCGCCAACUCCUUAUUUCCCAUCAAUUGCAAUGAGGAGUCAAAAUGGUUUCACUCAUGAAGAUACUCAAAGCUUUCAUAGUGAAAGUAAUCUAGGCUUUGGCAUGAGGAGGAAACACCGUUGCCUUGUGGUAACUGCACGAGCACGCUCUUUUCUUUAUCACCAGGUUAGACUACUUGUUGGUGUACUCAAAGCCGUUGGCACCGGAGAUUUAACAAUAGCUGAUGUUGAAAGGAUCCUGAACGCAAGGACUGUGAAUGCGGCGAGUCCAAUGGCACCUGCAUGUGGUCUCUACCUCGGACAAGUGAAAUAUGAUCUGCCAUGAUUACUAUGAGAGACAAAUUUGGAGCUUUUCUUAAUCCUCAAAAAGUAUAGAUUCUUCAAUUGAAUUGAGCGACAUCUUCCCUUGCCAGCAGCUUGAAGAUUUAUUGAAUUUUAUUGGUUGCAGUAUCCCUUACUGCCAUUUCUGGUUUGGUUAGACUUGUAGACCAAAAAUUUUUUAGUCUGAUUAGUGAAUGUCAUUUGUGAACCAAGCGGUUCUUAUUUAACCAUAUAGACAAUUAAAAAAUAAUCAAAGUAAUUUAUCAUUGAUGCC
Humulus lupulus (European hop) is the source of this 1406-nucleotide messenger RNA. RefSeq lists its product as uncharacterized. The record is from RefSeq and is a predicted model, not a curated record. Bases 75 to 1136 code for a protein of 353 amino acids. NCBI's taxonomy places the organism in Eukaryota, Viridiplantae, Streptophyta, Magnoliopsida, Rosales, Cannabaceae. Gene Ontology annotation, molecular function: pseudouridine synthase activity; RNA binding. The transcript has 10 exons. Gene Ontology annotation, biological process: tRNA pseudouridine synthesis.